Messenger RNA from Drosophila obscura, 2210 nucleotides. RefSeq lists its product as uncharacterized. The transcript has a single exon. Bases 138 to 2051 code for a protein of 637 amino acids. The record is from RefSeq and is a predicted model, not a curated record. NCBI's taxonomy places the organism in Eukaryota, Metazoa, Arthropoda, Insecta, Diptera, Drosophilidae.
UUCGUUUGAAGUCAGUUUGUUUAGAGCCUCAGUCGAGACUAAACCAAAAUUUUGUGGCACACAAAAAUAAAGCCUCAACAAAAUUGUAACUUUUUUCACCUUCUCCUUUUGGAUAUUUUUUGUGGCAGCCCAAAAACAUGUCUCGAUCGUGUUGUCGCGCCAGUCAGCGACGCUCGGAUCCAACCAGCUGUAUUUCCUGGUAUCCACGAAUGGAUCCAGUUGGGAACUGCGCCUGCCAAUCGGCCCAGGAGCAGUGGUGGAACCGCAACAGUGGCCUCAUCCGGGUGCUGGCCAACGCCGUCGACCAGUCAGCGACGAAUGUGUGCACCUUCCUCUACCAACUCACCCUAAACCUGUUCAGCCGCAUACUGAACCCAUUGACCAUGGGUUGGAAUACGCUCAAAGUGCCCUUCGUCAUGUCCGAUACCUUUGAGCUGUACUACGGCAUCUUCGAUGAGAACGGUGACCUGCGGAAGCCCAUGCCGGCGAGGGCAUUCCUGCUGUUGCUCGCUAUGAUGCAGCGCUUCCUGUGCCUGCCGUGUCGUAUGAUGAGACCAAGGGCCCGAUGCGGACACAGUCCGGUGAUGUACUGCACCAACGGCAUGGGAGUGUUCGCCAAUGCGAAUCAUGGCAUUGCCUAUAACACGCCCCGCAAGGUGGCGGCCUCUUCAGAUAUUCGGGCCGGACUUAGAAGACUGGGAAUGCGUAGAUCUUCAUCGGAAAAUUCAUUGGAUUCGGUGGACAUGCCUUACGGUUACGCACCGGCCAUAUGCUGUUGCAGUGGACCCGGCAAUUCGGGCCCUCUGCCCAAGAGUCUGAGACCCACGCCGGGCUAUGGCAAAUCGGAAAGUGAGGUUCAAGAAUCCUGCGAAAAGGAAUACCAAGAUUCCCGGAGCCAAACUGCUCCGAUUUGCCCCGAGCGAUCACUUAGUCUCAGGCAAAUCCAGAAUCUACAAAUGAAAACACUUUCCGAGUUCUACGGAGCAGUGUGCCAGGGAAAAUACAACAUUAGUUUGUUGGAUCGACAGAACACUCCCAGAUCGAGAAUAACUCCGUGCGAAAAGCGACGAGUGGAGGGUGGACAGAUACCUAUGUUGCUGCAGAGACCCAUCCAGAAUUCAGCAGAGGACUGGCGCUGUGUCUCUCAAUACGGCAUACAACAGCAGAUGACUCGAUCCGUCGUUGGAGACAACAGGAAUGACAUGCUGCAGCGCUACAACCAGACCAGGGAUGAGGACUAUUUAAAAUACAAUAAAGGAAAUGCCGUGCGUGGCACUAGCUCAACGGAUAGCAGCAGGAUCAUGUCAGGUCGCAGUCGGCUGCUGGCCAUUGAAUAUGAGAAAGAAGUAAUCAGGCGGAUGAACCCGUACAUGAGGGAUUCGCCUAGCGAUGACUGCUUAGAUGCGCCAAUCAGGGAAGCGAUUCAUGCCGCAAAGUUUAAUAAGCUAAAAUCCCUUCUUAUGAGAAUUACAAUGGCUCACAAAAAGCCCCACGAAAGCGAUUCAAUGCUGAUGCAAAAAAGAUGCAAUCCUGUGGAUGCGAAGAUUCAAGUGGAUGAAAACAAACUGUUAUGUGAAAUGCUCAAGCGACGACACGCAUCCGCGGAGAAACGACUGAGUCAACCACCAACGACCAAAUCUUCUAUCCUUACAACCGAUGACGUGACGAAAGUUGAACGGAAAAAGAGAGUCAGGUUCAUAAAUUCCAACAAAGAAAGCUACCAAAAGGAACAAUGUGUGGAGAGCGGCUCGAAGCAAAGAAUUGUUAAGCCAAAGGAUCAAACGAUGGAGAAAGCUGGCAGAAGAAAACAGGUGAAUACCAGAAACGAAAACGUGCAGCCGAAUGAGAUACUGAAGCGAGGACACCCAUACCUGGAGAAAGACUACGAGCAAAAGAGAGUCAAGCCCGCGGAGCGAGCUUUUUCAAGGCAACAGGCCGGCUCAGGCCAAGGAAUUUUUUAUCGGGAGAGAUGCGAUCGGAGCUGGACCGUUGAAGAUGAGAUUCGAGCGAGGAAAAAGGCUGCAAACGGCUCGUUUAAUAUACGAUUUUAACCAUCAGAGGCAAACAACUGAAAAAUUUUCAAGCGAACCAAAUUUCGAUCCAAAAGUAAAUCUUAUAACAAGACCUUGAGAGCCAAAAAAUUCUAAUUUAAAAUUCUAUUUAGUGGUUUAUCGUUUUUGACAGGCCAAAAUAAAGUGUCCAUAAAUGCA